Messenger RNA from Helobdella robusta, 2155 nucleotides. RefSeq lists its product as hypothetical. The coding region runs from base 1 to 2103 and encodes 700 amino acids. The transcript is spliced from 16 exons. The record is from RefSeq and is a predicted model, not a curated record. NCBI's taxonomy places the organism in Eukaryota, Metazoa, Annelida, Clitellata, Rhynchobdellida, Glossiphoniidae.
AUGUAUGCAGUUGAGGAGCCAGCAAUUUUAAAUCCAUUUGAACAUCGACUGAGAAUUUCAUGGGCCCAGAAAAUACAGAUAGCUCUAAUGACAGUUACAAUAUUUCCCAUUCGAGCAUUCUUUCUCAUCCUAAUAACCACCAUGUUGUGCCUAGUUACUACCAUCGCUACUACUGGCCUUCCAAAAGUUUCUUCGGCUCCACUUAAAGGCUGGAGGAGAUCUAUGAGCCCUCUGGUUCGAUUUCUGGUGAGGGCAGGGUUCUUCAGCCUGGGUUACCACUACAUAAAGGUCAAAGGCCGUAGAAACAUCGACGUUGACAACAUUCCUGACAUCAUUGUGGCCGCUCCUCACACCUCAUUUCUGGAUGUGGUACUUAUAUUUUCAAUCCCUGAAUUGGCCUCAGGUGUCAGUAGGAUGGAGAACUUAUAUAUUCCCUUCAUUGGAAGGAUCUGUAGAUUUUUCACACCAAUCACAGUAGCUCGAACUGACCCUGAAUCGCGUUUAAAUACCAUCAAUGAAAUUAGGCAGAGAGUUCUGGCAAGGAUGAAACUUCGAAAUUUGUCUAAAGGUGACCUUGAGAUUCAGGAUGACGUCAUUCCUGUCAACUGGCCAGUUACGAUGGCUUUCCCAGAGGGCACUGCCACUAACGGGAAAUGCCUGAUCAGUUUCAAACCGGGAGCUUUUAUACCAGGCUUACCGGUUUUGCCUAUUAGCAUUCGACACCACAACCAGGCGGACAGCACUGUUUGGACAUGGGUUGGACCUGGAGUAUGGAAGGUAUUAUGGUUGACUAUGUGCCAGCUCCAUACCAGCUGCACCAUGACGAUAUUUCCGUUGUACUGGCCAUCCGAAGCUGAGAAGUCGAACCCGAAACUCUACGCCUCCAGUGUUAGAGAUAUCAUUGCAAGAAGCCUAAAAGUUCCCAUUGUUGAUUUUAACUUCUUCGACUGCAACUUCGUUGUCUACCUAUCGAAGUUGAACCUCCAGCCUAGGCCACAAGUCACCUCUCUAAACAGACUUUACAUGAAAAUGAAUUCUUGCAAAAGCAUUCAACCGUUCAUUGAGGAGGUAAUGAUGAUAACAAACCUGAGCGAGUACAUCUCUCCGGUGAGAAUGAACCAGAGGCAGUUCAAGCUCUACAUGAGAUUUGUCGACAACCUCGGCCAGGCUGCCAGCUUCACCAACAAAUACAUCAACAUCUACGAGAACGAAAGUGAUUCGUCACUUAAAGACGACUCGACUUCAACCGCCAACAGCGCUACUUCUGAUGCUGCUGUUGUUGCUCAAGGCGUCAAAUCUAAAUCAGUAACACAAUUGAAAUCGUCUAGUAAGAUUAUAACGGUGACUGAGAAGACACCAAGCGAGGCCCCGACACCUGAAGAGUCGGUUUCCAUUCUUUAUCCUGGAGGUAGCAAACUGCAAAUUAACCUCUUCAGAAUCCCACGUAACUCACAGCUGGCCAACAUGCCGAUCAACACUGACUCACUGACGCUGAUGACCGGCGGAGAAGAGGCCGGCUGUCUGCAGAGCAACUCCGAUGCUCUCUUCACUGUGCUGGCUAAACAACGUGAUGGACAGUUGAAAUUAGAUCUGAGAGAAUUCAUGUUGUUGUUCUGUUUAUGCUCACAGCCACAAGAAACCGACAGACUUGUUAAACUGGCUUUUAGGCUGUACGAUGAUAGAGGCGAGAGAUACCUGGCGAAGAAUGAAUUUAAAGAGGUCCUCGUAACCUUGUUUCAGUGCAGCGAUUUAGAAAUCCAACAACUUUGUGAUCUACUAUUUGAAAAUGGCGAUACAAUAACAUACGAAUACUUUGAAUCCUUCUGCCUAUCGAAAAAAUCCCUGAAUAAGUUAUCCUCGCCGGGACUUAGGGACACCAUGCGGAGGUUUUUCAUACCGAAAUCCGGACUACAAAAACUAAACAUGGGGGCCAUUCGGGAUGUGAAGAUGACGAAGAAGAUGAUGAAGUUGUUGAUGAUGAAGAAGAAGAAGAAUAUGAUGACGACGACACCGCUUUCGUCUUCGUCGUCGUCAUCUGGAUCUUAUAACAAACCGGCGAUCAAUUCAGGUGAUAUUGCUAAUUAUGGUAGUGUAGUACACUAGUGAAGUUUGUUUGUUUGUUUGUUUGUUUGUCUGUUUGUAUGUAUGUAUGUAU